This is a messenger RNA of Symbiodinium pilosum, 2112 nucleotides long. NCBI's taxonomy places the organism in Eukaryota, Dinophyceae, Suessiales, Symbiodiniaceae. The record is from the annotation of a GenBank genome assembly.
AUGUUCCAGCAAUUGUUGGAGGUUCUGAGCUAUGCUCUGGCAGAAUGUCAUGCUUGGCAAGACUUGUCUACCUCCGAGCUUCACCCACUGACGCGUCACGGACUUGAUCACUACGAUGUCGUCAACUGGGUGAUCAAACCCCUUGAUGGGGCAAACAAAUGCUCAUUUGUGGAGAUGGUGGCUGACGGCAUUCAGGAGCCAGAAUAUUACCUUAGCCACUACUUCGGCCAGCCGGUCCAAGAUAUUUUGGACUGUGUGCGACACCACAUUCGCACAAGACAGCUUGCUGAUGACACCCCAUACUGGGCAUGGGCCUACGCUCAUCGAUAUGGCUUGGAUGAAGUACUGCCGGAUCAUUUGCGUAAUUCCUCAACCUGGCGAGCGAUGAGCAAAUCGACUGGCAUUCUUCUGGCUCUGGGCACAACGUCAGUCCCUCUCAGCCGAACCUGGUGCUUGAUGGAGAUUGCGUUAGCCGUGCUGGACCAACGCAAACCCCUGGACAUUGCAGCCUGUGCCGUGGAAGGCGUCAAAAUUUUGACAGAGCAUCUGACAGAGCCCGAACGCAGAACAGAACACAAGACUGCUGGGGGCGGAUUGCGGCAAAAGAGCCAUCGAGAGCAGACGUUUCCGGCAGAGAUGCUUCUGGCAGCCCCGGAUAUUGGCCUCGAAAGGUCCGAUGCCUCAAGCAAGCUGGACCGCAACCGCAUCCUCUACAAGUUUCUCGAAGAGAGAGGGGUGGAGAUCGGAUCUGUACCCUUGCACCGCCUUCUGGAGAAGGUGAACAUCAAGCUGCGUGCGUUGUUUGCUCGCAUGAUGUGGCUGCCAAUGCUCGAUACAGAGAGUGGAAAGCUCCCACGAACGCGACAUGCUUUAGCUGACUGCAUUCGGGCAGAUGCAGCCAAAGACCGUCUAGAGAUGAACUUCUCUGCGUCACGACUGGAUGACCCCAGCCUGGCCGCCAUAGCAAAAGCCAUGCACAGGAACCUGGCUCACGUCAACCUUGACUUUGGCAUGUGUACUCAGAUCACGGUGAAAGGAGUUGCAGAACUAGCCAAAUUCUUGCCUGCCAAGCUGCGGACCAUAAGGUUGAAUUUCAAGUUAUGCUCUGGCGUCGGCCAAGGAGGUGUUGACGCCUUGUCAAAUGCGCUUCCUGCUGGCCUGACUUCUUUGCACCUGAACCUGGCUUGCAACUCCGAGAUCCGAAGCUUGGCAAGCCUUUGUCGAGGCAUUCGCAGUGUGCACUCAUUGAAGUUUCUGGACCUGGACCUUUCUAUCGUGGAGUACUUAAGCGACAAGAGCUUGCUCGCAUUAGCAGAGAUGCUGAAUGAUUUGGUGAGCUUGAAGAAUCUUCUCUUAUCUUUCAGGGGCUGCAAAUCUAUCACUGAUUCGGGCGUGGUUGCUGUUGUGGAGGGUCUGCCGCCUGUCACGCUUCUCAAGCUUGACUUUGCUUUCCUUCAAAUCUCGAAUGAGACCGUCGAUGCGCUGGCACACCGUAUGCAAGUAAUGUCGGAGCUGGGCGUCAUGCACAUCAACUUGCAGGGCUGCCAGGAUAUUUCUGAAGCAUCAGUCGGGCACCUGGUGCAGAUGCUGCCGUCUUCAUUGAAGGGUGCCAAGCUGAAUCUAUGUGACACGCCUCUGCCUAUGAACAUUCAGAAGCUCUGCAGGCGCCUGACGACCAUGCGAAAAUGGCCGCUGAAGCCGAGCCCAGCUUUCGCGAAGGAGUCCCGAGCUGCCCCGGUGGUUCAAGAGAGCGCAGACGUGGGCACAGAGAAGCCUGGUCUUGCUUUGCGCAGCUUGGACCUUUUCGUGCGCCGCGGCUGCGUGGAUCCACGGCCGCCGGCUCGACCUGAAGCCAGAACCAGUCAGGGAAGACGGGAUGGCUGGCAGGAGAAGGUUAUGUCAAUGAUGUCGAUGCCAUAUUCCGAUGAGGAGCAGCGCCGGCUACGCCGCACUUUCAGCGAGCCGUACCAGCGACAGUUCCGUGCGCUCUUGCCCAAAGUUGCGCAUCAGGCGAAGGGCUCCAGCAUCGCCGCAAUGGCCAAUCCGGAAUGCAUGUUCUCAAGGCCGCGCACGACCCACAGCGGCUUUUCAGAGCCAGUUUGGUAUCCGUGA